Messenger RNA from Trypanosoma rangeli, 1359 nucleotides. RefSeq names its product putative eukaryotic translation release factor. The transcript has a single exon. The record is from RefSeq and is a predicted model, not a curated record. Gene Ontology annotation, biological process: cytoplasmic translational termination. Gene Ontology annotation, molecular function: translation release factor activity, codon specific; sequence-specific mRNA binding. Gene Ontology annotation, cellular component: cytosol; translation release factor complex. NCBI's taxonomy places the organism in Eukaryota, Euglenozoa, Kinetoplastea, Trypanosomatida, Trypanosomatidae. The coding region runs from base 1 to 1359 and encodes 452 amino acids.
AUGGGCGAUCAUGAGCUGUCGGAGUCGGAGAAGGCGAUUGAGCGCUACAAGGUGAAGAAGCUUAUUCAGAUGCUUGAGUCCGCGCGUGGCAUGGGCACCAGCGUUAUUAGCAUCUACAUGACACCGAAGGAGCAGGUCUCCGGCAUGGUGACGAAGCUUAAUAACGAGUACGGUACCGCGUCGAACAUCAAAUCCCACACCAACAAGCUCAGUGUUCAAAGUGCCAUCACCGCUUCGCUUGGGCGCCUGAAGCAGUAUAACCGCCUUCCACGUAAUGGACUUCUUCUCUACUGCGGCACCGUUCUCACCGCCGAUAACAAGGAAAAGAAGCUUACACUGGACAUUGAGCCCUUUAAGCCCGUUAGCCGAAGCUUGUACCUUUGUGACAACAAGUUUCACACUGAGGAGUUGCGCCGCAUGUUGGAGUCUGAUGAUAAAUUUGGCUUUAUUGUAGUGGACGGUAGUGGUACGACGUAUGCAACUCUAUGCGGGAGCGUCAAGGAUAAACUCGGUUCCUUCACUGUGGAGCUACCCAAGAAACACGGUCGCGGUGGUCAAAGUAAGAACCGUUUUGCUCGUAUUCGCAUGGAACGCCGUCACAACUACCUGCGUAAGGUGGCAGAGGGAGCCACACAGUACUUUAUCACUAACGAUCGCCCAAACAUUGUGGGGCUUGUAUUGGCGGGUUCUGCCGAGUUUAAGGAGGUGUUGUACCAGUCUGAUCUCUUCGAUCCACGCCUCAAGGCGGUGGUGCUAAAGGUGGUGGACGUGGCACACCCCGGGGACGUUGGUUUAAACCAGGCCAUAGACCUUGCCGCCGAUGCUCUUACAGGUGUGAAACUUGUGCAGGAGAAAAAGCUGUUGCAGAGCUUCUUUGACCAGAUCGCCUGUGAUACGCAACUAUACUGUUUUGGCGUGAACGACACCAUGAAGUGUCUAGAGGCAGGUGCGGUGGAGACUCUAAUUGUGUACGAGGAUCUGGACAUGAACCGAUACACAAUAGUUAAGAACCGUGGGACACCCGAGGAGGAGGUUGACAUCCGCAUCAUGACGGAAGCCGGCGCGGCGAAGGAGAACAUCCACGCGCAUGAGGCAGGAAAGUCGCAGAACGAGAUUGAGGAGGAGAACUUUGUGGACUGGCUCGCGACAAACUACCAGAGAUUUGGUUGCGUCCUGGAACUUGUCACAAACCGUAGCCAAGAGGGAACGCAGUUUGUUCGCGGUUUCGGUGGCAUCGGUGGCAUUCUUCGCUACAAGCUCGACCUCAUCGCACUGCGGGAAGUGGAGAAGAAAGACGACGACGAUGAACGUAUUGCCGCGAAUAACGAGGACUACGAUUUUGAUGACGACUUUAUGUAA